Messenger RNA from Melopsittacus undulatus (budgerigar), 3230 nucleotides. RefSeq names its product cyclin-J. The transcript has 6 exons. Gene Ontology annotation, biological process: regulation of cyclin-dependent protein serine/threonine kinase activity; mitotic cell cycle phase transition. Lineage: Eukaryota; Metazoa; Chordata; Aves; Psittaciformes; Psittaculidae. Gene Ontology annotation, molecular function: cyclin-dependent protein serine/threonine kinase regulator activity. The record is from RefSeq and is a predicted model, not a curated record. Gene Ontology annotation, cellular component: cytoplasm; cyclin-dependent protein kinase holoenzyme complex; nucleus. The coding region runs from base 164 to 1315 and encodes 383 amino acids.
CACACGCCGGCCCGCUCGGCCCUUUAACAAUGGGUGAGGCGGGCGGCGCCGUGUGAUGGCGGGGGAGCCCUCGGGACGCCGCGCCGCGCUCGGGUGCCCCGGCUCCUCCGCGGCCGUCAGCCCCGCCGCUGUGUAGGGCCCCGGCCGCUGAGCCGCGCCGCCAAUGGAGCUGGAGGCGCAGUGGUGGACAGGACAGCUGGCUGCCGACAUCCACCAAGCGCUUCGCUACAAGGAGCUGAAGCUGCCCUCCUACAAAGGACAAUCUCCCCAGUUACAUCUGAGAAGAUACUUUGCAGAUCUGAUUGCCAUUGUGAGCAAUCGGUUCAGACUUUGUCCUGCUGCACGACAUCUAGCUGUAUAUCUGUUGGACCUCUUUAUGGAUCGUUAUGACAUAUCUGUACAGCAGCUGCAUGUGGUUGCUCUUUCCUGUUUACUUCUAGCAAGUAAAUUUGAAGAAAAGGAAGACAGUGUUCCCAAACUUGACCAGCUGAACAGCUUGGGUUGUAUGACUAACAUGAACCUGGUACUAACAAAACAGAAUUUGCUUCACAUGGAGUUGUUGUUGCUAGAAACAUUUCAGUGGAAUUUGUGCCUCCCAACUGCUGCUCAUUUCAUCGACUAUUAUCUUUCUAUUGCUGUCCAUGAGACUGAUCUUCAUGAUGGCUGGCCAAUGGUUUGCUUAGAGAAGACUAAAUUAUAUAUGGCAAAAUAUGCUGAUUACUUUCUGGAAGUAUCCCUUCAAGAUCAUGCAUUUUUAAAUUACGCUCCUUCUUUAGUUGCUACUGCAUGUGUAGCCUCUUCAAGGAUUAUCUUGCGUCUCUCACCAACGUGGCCUACCCGACUGCAUCAUCUUACUGCAUACUCCUGGGAUUUUCUAGUGCCAUGUAUUGAGCGACUAUUAAUUGCGCAUGAUAACGAUGUGAAGGAAGCAAACAAGCAAAAAGGACAACAUGCUCAGUCUGCCCAACACACUGUUUUUCAGACCCCAGCUCCAACUCCACAGCAGGCUAAUGCUCAACAGCACAUACCACAGUAUCUCCAAGCUCAUCAGUCUUCAUUACAGUAUCACCAUCAGACAUCACAGCAGCAAAACUGUCAACAGAUACUAUCAUCUAAUCAUACAGCAUCUUACCCACUUCAGACUUGCCCUGCUGCCCUACAGUCUAGUGUUCAGGCUCGAGGCCAUGCACAGACUAGUGCUGCAAUGUCACUCGCUGCUCCGCUAGAAGUGAAGCCAUGUAUAAGUGUCUCCUACAACCGGAGUUAUCAAGUGAAUGGACGAUAUUCCUGUAUCACUCCCUGCUUUGAGAGGUGAUAAGUACAGAAUAGUUUUGUGCUUGUUUGGGGUGGAAAGUUGUGUUGAGGGGAAUUGUUUUGGGUUGGAUUUGUUUUGGGUUUUUUUUUUUUUGUUAACCCUCAAAUAAGUUUGAGGGUAACAAAUCAAAUAAGAGUGUCUUUCUAGGAAAAAAAGGCAACUGGAUUGGCAAGCAGUACCAUAGGUCAAAUACAGACUUGAAACAAGCACACAGAACACCCUCCAAAAAGAAUGUGUAUACCUGGGGGUAAUAAGUUCUUACUCUGGCACUCAGAAUACUCAGUGCUUCUAACGCACAUCUUUGAAAUACUAGUAAAAAAUAGCUGUGGAUUAACUAUAGACUUACCUUUUAAUGAAGGAGAUAUGCAGUAUUAUUUUGAAGACAUUUAUUUAAUACCACCAUACAGUAUUAACAGUUGAAAUUUACGGAAACUUUUUACUGAAACAGAAUCUAUUGAAUGCCAGGUUUCUCCAGAUACAUGGGAACCACAGGAAGAAACAAAUCUCAUCUGGCUAACUCCAUACUCUUGCCCUUUUUUCAGCAUAUGUGUUGGAUAUUUGCUUUAGGCUAAGGCAUUUGAAUUAACUGGUAUUUUGGCUAGUUCUUCAGUUUUGUACCUCACAGGAUAGACCCUAUAUUUUUGCUUCUUUUCCCUGUCCUUAAGUUUAAAGUAACUCUUUCAUACUAACUCAGGGAAUUUUCUAUUCAUUACUCUGUGCUGCUGGUUUGUACACUUAAUUGGGUAUAACUUGAAGGGAGAAAGGUAAAGAGGGAAGAGACUAUAGCAAGUGGAGUGGCUUUUCUUCAGGGCAUCUAUAUGCAGGAGUACCAAAGGGAUAUGUUAGUAUUCACAGAAUGUAGAUGUAAGCUACUGCCCAGCAGCGUGCUACUGAAUAACUGAAGAAAAGAGUUUCAGAUGAAUUUAUACUGUACCAGAACUACUACAGUGGCUACGAUUCCUCUGUUUAUACACAAACACACAUGUAUUAUUAAUCAACAGAGAGCAUCCUCCAGUUGUACUGACAGUAUCACUCAUACAGAAAAAGUACAGUUAAAUGUACUUUCAGGCUUAUAGUGGAGGAAAAUUCUCAGGUAAUAGUGGGGUAACUUUUUCUUCUACUAUUUUGGAUUUCUAGAAGAAAAUGCAGAGAUUUACUCUUCUAAAUGGGUGGAUCAAAAAUAUAUUGCAGAAUGAACUGCUUUAUCACAAUUAAGGUGCUAAUUAUGUAACUUUAUGGAAUUACACUAUCUCCUGUGGAGUGGAUAGUCAGAGGGUAGAAAGGUUCACUCAUCCAACUAUUGGAUGAAAAUGGUGAUAUUAAUGGAGAAUUUUUUUUUUCUUUAAAUACAAGAAGAUACCUGACUUUCUCCUGUGGUGGAAUAUGGGAGAGAGAGGGGUACAGGUGACAGGAUUCUUACUACUUUAAAAUAUCUAUGGUUUGUGGACUUGAGUUUUUUUUUAUUUGUUCUUUUACCACCUUCAGGCCUGUCUUAGUGGCAGCACUUAAAAUGGUGUACCAUCUAAUGACCCUGAAGUAUUGUAAUCUUACAGAGACUGUUUUCAAAGCAGGAGCAAUUAAGAUAACAUUAUCAAUAUUUAUCACAGAAGAAGGGCCUUACCAUAAUGUUCAGAGUGGAGGGAAGACAGCUGUGUUCAUUCUUUCCUGGGCUGAAUGAUAACAUGCUACAAAAACCUAUAUAUUGUGGAGGAGAAGAAAUCCUGUUUCUCUCGGUGUGUUUUGGUUUGUUGGGGCUUUUUUGCAUAAAUCCCAAUUUUUGUGGUGGGAUUUGUAGCAUGUAUGUGCAAAUCAGGAGGGUGGAUGAAAGAGAUGAUCCUCUGCUUUAUGUUACAGAAUCAACUUUGAAAUAGGCAUAGUGGGGUCAAUUUUUAAAUAAAGUGCAAAUUGGUUUGGU